AUAGUAAGAAACUUUGAAGGGGAAUCUUCUAAUAUGGAGUUUGUUAGAAAUGAAGUAGAUGUAAUGUACCGUGAAAUGGCAGUUGAUGCAAUGGGUGCACAGUCUGAAGACAAUGAGGGGCUAAUGGCUGAGGAGCCCAAUAGUAGGGCAAGAGAAUUUUAUGAUCUCUUGCAUGUUGCAAAAGUUCAUAUAGGUGCCGGAGGACAAGAUGUUAUAAUACUUUCAUGGAUGGUAGAAAUGCUAAACAUGAAAACUCUUUAUAAUAUGAGUGCUGCUAAUUGGGAGAUGUCAUUGUCAUUGAGUCAAAAGUUGUUGAGUCCAAAGAACCAAGAAAAGAAAGAUGUUCCAAGGAAAUCUUUGUGGUACCUUCCAAUUACCCCAAGAUUGCAACGACUAUACAUGUCUAGGAAAAUGACAGAGUACAUGACAUGGCAUUUGAAAUGCCGUGAGAAUGCGGAUGAAGUUAUUCAUCCUGCGGUGGCUAAAGGAAUUGAUAUUCCCAGAUGGCGUCUCUUGCCAAUCGCUUUUCGUGAUUUCCUCAUAAAUGAAGUUUGGGGUCCCUUAACUGAGAUUAGUAACUUUUUUAGAGCUUUAACUGCUCUGAUUAUUCAAGUCAGUAACAUGGAAAUGUGGGAGGAAAAAAUUAUUGAGACCAUUUGCAAGCUAGAGAAAGUAUUCCCACCAGCAUUCUUUGACUUGAUGGAGCAUUUGGCAAUCCAUCUACCAUAUGAGGCAAAAGUUGGAGGACAUGUCCAAUUCCAUUGGAUGUAUCCUUUUGAAAGGGCAAGAGCAAUAAUUGACACUUCAUGGUUGAGUGAUGGUGGGAAUGAUUAUUAUCAAGAUGAUGAUCCCCCUCUACCACAAUUGGUGCAACCCUCGACUGUUUUAAAUGAUCAUGUUUCGCUAGCAUCUCAAGGAGGAGAACAAGUGGUGAUUAGUGAGCAGCUUUCUACCUUCACUCAGCUUCCCACACAUCAUCAGCAAGAGCAACCCACUGUUACCCAGCCAACAUUUGACAAUGACCAGUACCAUGGUGAUGAUGCAACAAUGGAGGAGGACACUAAAGAGCAUAAUUUGGAGGUUGAGUUGGAUGUUGAGUUUGCUGUGCUUGAUCCUGAGUUAGAUGCUCAGUUGGAGGAGAAGCUAUCACAUGCUAUCCCGAAGACAAGACGUGGCAUGGAUAAAGGAGAUGACACUCUAGCAGACCCAAGUCAAAGAAAGUUGCUUAGUUUAAAUCGUCGAGGCACAUUCAGCCAUUAGCGGUUUGUGAGGACUGCAACAGUAAUAUGGAAGUACUUAUAUGAUGAGCCAAUGCUUUUUUGGUCUAGUUGGCCUGCGGAAAAGAAGAGGGUUGCUUCGGAGAAUUUUCAAGUAUAAUUUUCCUUCAUCACAAAAGCACUUUGUGAUUUUUUAUUUUCCUUCUUGGAUCAGUGGUGGUGAAUAUGGAAUGGUCAUUUUUUUGGUUGUUGGAUUAUGUUCUGUUUCCAUAAUCAAAUUUCAUUUUGAGU
Messenger RNA from Rubroshorea leprosula, 1508 nucleotides. The record is from the annotation of a GenBank genome assembly. NCBI's taxonomy places the organism in Eukaryota, Viridiplantae, Streptophyta, Magnoliopsida, Malvales, Dipterocarpaceae.